AGUUAGAUUUGUUUUAUACUUCGAAAUUGAAUUAUCAAUUUGUGUUUUGUUUUGUUUCGUUUCUCUUAUCGCUUUUGUUCAAAUUAUUUUAUUUCCGCGUACCUUCGAUUCUUAUUUAUGGCCAUUUUAUAUCGAUCCAACGUGACUACCAUCCGAAACUGCAUCGACGAAUACCAGACGCUUUCCAAAAACGUGAAGAUAAUUCCGAGCCAAUUUAAAUCCAGUGUGGAAUUGGACCACUGUAAAAGUCCACUCCAAGCUCUGAAUUAUCUGGGGGUGAUACAUGCUGUAUAUCGGGUAACCUAUUCUGUGUAUCGACAAGAGCAUGGCCAAGUGCAUGGAUGCAAGAUGACGGGCUCUGAUUCAAGCCUCAUCAGCGUGCAAGCGUACGGCUCGAAGCCAUUGGUUGCUCUGAACGCUUGCUGUGCUAAGCUUCUGGUGAUUUAUUAUAAAAGUCCUGAGCUGGCAGAAAAACUUAUGGUACGAUUCAGAGACUUGCAAGAGCCAGGAUCUUUUGUUCUAUAUUUGCAACCGUUUAUACAAAAGCCUCUGGUUAAUCGAUUGGAAGACAUCGAUGCAACGCGUGCACACAUUCAGAGGCCAUUCGUACACAGAAUGCUCGUACAAGAUUCUGGAGCUAUAGUUCAAGCAACCUCAGAUUCGAACUCUUCACCUCAAAUGUCGAUAAUCAACAGUUCUUCAUACUCAGCUCAACAAACGCGCUCUACGUCCGGAAAACGAGAACUAAUUCUGUUUGAUGGUAACUUGGAUAAAUCUUCUCGUGAUGGUGAAUCGGAGACUUUUCUGCAAAAUGAACAAAGAAAGUCAAUGCAAGAUAAAAACAACAACUUAACCGUGCAAAGAUGUCUUAAGACUUCAAAGCAAGAUUCAAAUCAACCAGUCUCUACCGAAAAAGAUGAUCGAUGUCGGAAAAAUGGUGCCGAGAGCUCUGAAAAGGAAUUUUUUUUUGGCUGUUCGAAGAAACAGUUUGCUCAGAUGCAGAGGUUGUUCAUGCAAAAUAUUAAAUUGAAUGAUAAACAACGUGAACAAUUCGCUCUGAUUUUAACCCAAGCAUGCUGGAAAAAAAUUGACCAGUUAAAAUCCUUACGGAUGCCGGAUUCGAUCACUUUGGAAGCUUUUUUCACGCUGCCGCCCAGUCCCAUCAAUGCUAGUACCACCAACUCACUCGAGUUCACAACUGCAGUUUGCUCACCAACCGCUGCUGCCCAACUUCUCAAUCUUGACUGUUCGGGUGCCAAGAUUAAGAAAGUGAAAAUGCACAAUCGAAGGUGUCAUUUGCUGCAGGUGUAUGCUUUUGGAAUGAGAGGGGUCAAAAGAACAGCAAACAGUAUAAAGACCUUCGCCUCUACACCUGGUCUCGCUAUGGAAGCAUACGUUGCAAAACAGAUACAACUCCAUCUGGGAAAUGACAACUGCGCUAAAAAACUUCUCAACAACUACAUCAGUAUCAAUUCGUCUCGAGAACCCCAAGUGCUGUUUAUGCCAAUUGAAAAAACAAUAUGUAAUCAAGAAACUCGAGAAGUUUUGGAAGUUAGCGAUCACUGUACUUCUAGUAUUAGUGAAAAUAAUAAAGAAGUUAAUGAUAUCCAAGAACAAGGUGCAUUAAACGCGAAUAUUUUGGAGUCCGCGAAAAAUAUGACAACCAGGAGUCCUAAGCUUGCAAAACGAACCAUUUUCAUGGCGGGGCUAGAACCCUCAGAUAACGAAACUGUCGAAGUGCCUAUAAUAUUCCGUAUCUGGCGGAUGGAUAAUACGGGUGGAUUUUUCGAGAUCUUCAUGAAGUUGUGA
Messenger RNA from Symsagittifera roscoffensis, 1809 nucleotides. RefSeq lists its product as uncharacterized. The coding region runs from base 118 to 1809 and encodes 563 amino acids. The transcript is spliced from 5 exons. The record is from RefSeq and is a predicted model, not a curated record. Lineage: Eukaryota; Metazoa; Xenacoelomorpha; Acoela; Convolutidae.